AUGGGGCGUAUGGACGUAUCAAAGUUGCGGUACCUGGAAGGCGAACACUUCCGGGUGAUGCUCGCCGUGGAAAUGGGAAUGAAAAACCACGAGCUCGUCCCGUUGCAGUUAAUCUCUUCGAUUGCAAGGAUACAUCGUGGUGGUGUGACGAAAACACUUGGUGAUAUUGGAAAGUUCGGAUUGGUCGCAUAUGAGCGCGGAACGAAAUACGACGGCUAUCGCCUAACCAAGCUUGGAUACGAUUACCUAGCUUUGAAAGCGCUUUGCUCUCGAGAAGUCGUGGGGUCGGUAGGAAACCAGAUUGGCGUCGGCAAAGAAUCGGAUGUCUACGUUGGCGGUGAUCCUGAACUGAACGACCUCUGCCUGAAAUUCCAUCGUUUGGGAAGGACGUCUUUCCGGAAGAUCAAGGAAAAACGCGAUUAUCACAAGAAGAGAAAGUCGGCGAGUUGGCUCUACCUCAGUCGACUGGCCGCUGCAAAGGAAUUUGCCUUUCUAAAAGCACUCGCUGAUGCUAAAUUCCCUGUACCGCGUCCCGUCGAUGUGUGCCGCCAUUUGGUGGUUAUGGGACUUGUUGAAGGGCUAACGCUAUGCCAUGUCGACGAAAUCGAUGAUCCUGGUGCUCUUUAUGACAGAUUGAUGUGCCUUAUCGCAAGGCUGGCUCGAUACGGCCUCAUCCACGGCGACUUCAACGAGUUCAACGUGAUGCUCGUGGCGGACGAAAAAGUAGUCCUCAUCGAUUUCCCGCAAAUGGUCAGCAUGGAUCAUCCAAACGCCAAGUAUUACUUCGAAAGGGACGUCGAAUGUGUUCGUACGCUAUUUAAAAGAAAAUUCAACUACGAUUGUGACGAAUUCCCAAAAUUCGAAGAGAUGACCCGAAAAUAUAAUUUGGACGUCGAGCUGGAGGCUAGCGGAUUUACCCGAAAAAUGGAGGAGGAUUUGAACAGGGCGUACGAUGAAGGCAACUUCCGGGCACAUGAGGAGACGAUCGAUGAAGGGGCUGGAGAGAGUGAGAGCAAUGAUGAUGAGGAAGACGAUGAGCCAGAAUGGGAGGAUGAACUCAGCGAUGUUGAGGAAGGAGACGAAGAGGACUCUCAAGGAGAUUACGAUAAGGAGGAGCAAGCCGUUGAACGAAAGGAGAACGAGAAGAAGGCUGAUGACAUCAGCAAAUCUGGUCGUUUCUCCUCAUGGCUUGCCACGGCUACCUCCCAAGUUGAUCAACAAGUCGAGGAGGCCACCGGGGAGCACAGUCUUCUGGAGCAUCCCCGUAAUAUGGAGAUAGCCGAAGAAGUGCGAAAGGAUCGAGAGGCUUAUAUCAAGGCUCGACAAGAAGCCGACGAAGAAGAGACCGACGCACUGGAACGUGAGAUGGGCACCGAUGCUGUCGACGACAGGAACAAGCAGGCACUUCAGAAGAAACGGACCGGUGGUACCAGGUCUGUUCGCUCGACAGGCUCCACAAUUGCCCCCGAAGAAAUCAAGCGCCGCGUUGCCUUGGAGUCAAAGCGGCAGAAAGAGAAGAUUCGCCUCAAAGUGAAGGGACGCCAAUCCGCGGUGAACCGUGGCCGCAAAGAGAACACGAACAAGAUUAACGAGGAUGCGUUCUGGGAU
Molecule: messenger RNA, 1608 nt
Organism: Mesorhabditis spiculigera
Lineage: Eukaryota; Metazoa; Nematoda; Chromadorea; Rhabditida; Rhabditidae
Source: the annotation of a GenBank genome assembly